AUGAUGGAGGAGCACCAUAUUGAAGGUUUUGACGCGCCCUCGUUCUUCACCCUGCACGAUUACGACUCCUCCGGCACAUGGACUCCCGAUGAAGUACGCAAGACAUACGGUCUUGACGACGAAUCCAACAGAGCCGCGAGCGAGUCUAGCAAGGAGUCCGCUAUACGUGCGGUAUUUGAUCUUUUUGAUCCGACGAACACGGGCUCUAUCAGCCGCGAAAACUUCCUGAAGACUAUUUCCGCUGGGACACGGUUGCCUGACCUCGGCUUUGGACCUGGACACCAUGGUGACCUCGAGUAUGAAUACGAGAUUCACCACUUUGAGAAAUUCCACGGUGAUGAUGCUACAGAGGAGGAAUUGACCCAUCCUGAGGACAUUGAGCAUUUCAAGCUCCACGACGAGAUGGAGGCUGCGCAGCAGCGACUCGAAAAGCUGGAGGACAUGCAGGUCGUCGAAGCCAACAUCCCUUCUAAAUUCCGCCGAGCUGUUUAG
Messenger RNA from Penicillium daleae, 492 nucleotides. Its product is annotated as nucleobindin SSP120. The transcript is spliced from 2 exons. Gene Ontology annotation, cellular component: extracellular exosome; endoplasmic reticulum-Golgi intermediate compartment. The record is from RefSeq and is a predicted model, not a curated record. The coding region runs from base 1 to 492 and encodes 163 amino acids. Gene Ontology annotation, molecular function: calcium ion binding. Lineage: Eukaryota; Fungi; Ascomycota; Eurotiomycetes; Eurotiales; Aspergillaceae.